UGAGUAUCCGUCCGCUGGUUUCAGCAUGGAAGCACCACAUUUCCAACCAGCUAUUUCAGGUCCCACUUUUAAUCCCUUCUCACACUCAACAGUCCCUGGGAACAUGUAUCUGGCCCCAGAAAAUAAUGCUGGCCAUGCACAUGUUAGUUACUACAAUAGACAAGUUAUGCCUGAAAUUGAAGGUGGUCUAAUAGACUCUACAAUGAGCGCUGGAAGGGGGCAAUUUAAAAGAAAAAGCCCUGCCAUUUCUGGACCUUUUGAGAGAGCCAGCAGUAUCAGAUUUUAUGGUCCAGGAAGUUCCUCUGGCUCAUCUCAGAUGCUGCCAGAGCAGCCAACUUCAGAUUGUCAUAUCAUCCCUUCUGGUCCUCUUGGCAUACCUCAAUACAGGGGUAGUAGCCUUUUGAUAAGGAAUGUGAGAAGUCGGUCUAGGCUUGAUUUUGAACCCAGCACUGUGAGAACUCAUAUAUCAAGUUAUUCUUCUGGUCAUUAUGAUUCAACAACGCAUCCAACCAACCAUUCUGGCACAGUAGACCUUGGUAAUUUGAAUGCUGAGGCCACCACUCGUGAAUGGAAUGGUAUUCCUUUCUCUGCUGCUGCUUGCGGAAGGAUUCCAACUUCUGAUAUGGGCAGAUUAAGCCACGAGACAAAUCCUUUUCUUGUGGGGGGAAGCACGGCCGAGAUUCGUGGCUACCACCAGGAUUCCAUUCCAAGCAGACACCCUGUUUCCUCUUCACAAUAUGUUCAUGCCCCCAUUGUGCAGACUGCAACGGAUGGCCACAUCAAUUAUUCUAGGAGAGUUAUUCCUUCAUAUAGGGCCGGUCCAAGCUACUCCCAUGCAGGACACCCAGCUGCUUUUUCAGACAAUGGGCUGCAUUCACUCUCAGAAACUUCUUCUUCCAGACAUUCAAGGCCAUGUUCUGCUGGAGGAUGGCAUAACAGUUACAAUAAUGGACGGCAAAGGAUAGCUACUGAGAGAUUCCAGUCAAUACCUAGUUUGGUGGAUGCGCAUGAUAGACUACGAUCUGAGGUAUGUAAUUUUCCUUUCCAUUGUUUGACUACUGCUGAAAUUAAGAAAGCAAGAUUUAGCUAACCUGUUUGGUGUCCACUGUUUUUGGGGCUGAAGAGACCCUGAAUAUUAGGAUCCAAUUACAGGGUUUUUUUUAAUGGGAAUUGCAGUACUGUCUUACUUCUGCAUUUCUAUGCAUGCUUAGACAGGAAAUGAGUUCAUAAGCUAUACGACAAGGAUAGUGUUGAAGGGUUUUGAGUUCAACGUGCAUUGGAUUGUCAGAUUUGGUGCCCUCAGAAGUCAUAGCCAUGGUGGUGCUAAUAGGUGUCUAAUGUGCAAACUUGUCAAUUAUGAUAAGCAUGUCCCUACACAUUUGAAACCUAGAUCGCAGGUCAGUUUGACACGUGGUGCGGGUACGGGUAUGCGGUACGAUGCCUUUUUUGAUACGUAGUACGAUGGGGAUAGGAUUAUUAUACAUUCAUAUACACUUGUAACUAAUAUUCAUUUUAUUUUUCUGAUAAGAGCUUUGAAGUGAACCACAAUCCAAGGCAAUGUAACAGCUAGUGGUUGUAAAUAAUAAAAGUUAGUGUUUGCAUAGUUGAAAUGCGAGAAAAUUUCAUAUUGGAACAAAUCUAAAUGUGUUUAAAGAUCACCAAAAUAAAGGAAUAACAUGUUAGGGUUACAAUUUGAGGUUGAAAUUAUAAUUUGUGAAUUCUAAGUUGUGAGUCAAUUUGGGGAUUUGUGUUAUUAUUUGGGAUUGAGUAUUUGAGCGGCCUUGACCGCGAACCUACUCUGUUUUGGGUUGUGCCAUCACGAUUCUUGGGAUAUCCAUGACCAGGUAUCUAUGGUCCUGCUUGGGACCAUUUAUUGGAAUGUGUGGGGAUGAAUCCUUGUAUUGUUCUGGUCUGGAAAACUGUUAUCAGUUAUCACCUUUUUAUCUCACUUUCCCCUUCCUAAAGUAAGCACUUGAAUAAAUAUGAAUGUAUUUAAGGAGACUUAAGUGACAGUUAGACCUUAGCACAGUUGUGCUUCUUCAGCAAAAAGCAUCUUAGGACUAUCUUGGUGUUAUGAGUUUUCUCGCCAUCUGUAUAACCUCUUCAGUUUGUGGUCUUCACUUUGCUAGUUGGCGGAAGCUAGUUCUUGGAGGAUGCUUUGAAACUGAGCUAGCCAUAUCUAAUGGCUUUGGCCUGCUAAAUACCAACUAACUUCAGUACUCAUCGAGAACUUCAUUUCUGCUUAGCCUGAGUUUCAUUCGGAAUUGGAUGUGCUGCAGUUUAAUUUGACUUUUUAAUAUGUAAUCUGCAGUUGAUUUGGAACUUUUUUUAUCCAUGCAGGCUCUCAUGAUGGUGGAUCACU
Molecule: messenger RNA, 2362 nt
Organism: Ilex paraguariensis (yerba mate)
Lineage: Eukaryota; Viridiplantae; Streptophyta; Magnoliopsida; Aquifoliales; Aquifoliaceae
Source: the annotation of a GenBank genome assembly